Molecule: messenger RNA, 1422 nt
Organism: Penicillium daleae
Lineage: Eukaryota; Fungi; Ascomycota; Eurotiomycetes; Eurotiales; Aspergillaceae
Exons: 3
Coding region: 1-1422 (473 amino acids)
Molecular function (GO): protein binding
Source: RefSeq, a predicted model, not a curated record
AUGGCUGGCACGUGGCUUCCCAUGGAGCUCUGCUUCCAAAUUAUCGAAAACGUAUUCGACCCUAGCGCUCUCUUCUCUUUCCGCCUGGUCAAUCGUGCUUGGAACCAGGCUGCUUCAAAGCAACUCGAGAACGUCGCUUACCUAUCUCUCGACCCACAAUCGCAAGAUGACAUCGAGAAGAGACUGUCACGCAAAGAAACCAGACAGUCUACCAAAGGCAUCGUGAUCUGUGUGCCAGAGAGCGACUACUUCAUCACCCGAGACUCCUUUGGCAAAAUCCUAAAAACCGACGAAACCCUCGAGUACAGAUGGGAAUUGAAAAAGAUGUUUGGACAGAGAAUCCGCGAAUUCCCUAAUCUCGUUCAUAUCGCGGUACACUUUCGGCCUCCGCCGAAAAGACUGGGUCCAUACGAGACCACCUCGGAUUUCAAAGGGCUGAUGAUUCAUCAUAUGAUGGUUGAUCUUUUUCAGGCUCUUUACGGGCGUCGGAAUCGGCUCGAGGAGCUUUCUCUUCAUUGUCUGCCUGCUCAGGCCAUGUUGCCUUCGACCAGUCAUGGGUUGGACCCGGAACCGUAUGAGAAUACACAAAAGGUUUUGGAGGACUUGAAGUUGAAGUCGUUGAAGCUUGCGUAUGUGGGACCUGGUGUGUGGCCACCGACUGAUGUGCCCCAGUGGAAAAUAUUCGAACCGCCGAAUUGCUGGAUUGAGCCGGCCCAGGCUACCCUCCGCCAUCUAUCCAUUACCUGCUGGGGGUUCUACAUCGUGGAGUGGAGUCGAUUUGGCUACAGUCGAGGCGACAUGAUUCCACACUUGGAAAGUCUGGAGCUGCGCGGCUGCACCUUCACGAGCGACCUGGAAUUAAAAUGGAUCCUGGAACACAAGAAUACCCUCCGCUCACUUAAGUUCGACGACUGUGCCAUUCUCCACUGUUUACAGAUGGACAUUGGCAAUUCCUUUGACUCCCGAUCCCGGGCACAAAAGGUAGAAAAGAAGGACGGGUUGAAAAUGCAACUCUGCCAGAUUCGAUGGCAGGAGUGGUUCCACAAGAUUCGCGCUGGUUUGCCGCACUUGAAUGACUUCCAGUUUGGAAGUAGUCGCAUUCGUGCUCCCGGAGAAGAAGGGCCUGUCUUUAAGUCUGAGCGAGUGAAGGGACCUCGUUUCGAGCAGAAACCUAAGUUCUUGUUUGGCCUCUUUCCGGAUCGAUAUCUGGAGAUGAAACAGGCGCUGGAAAGAGCUCCGUGGAUUUUGGACCCGCCAGUGAGGAAGUACAAAAAGAGACCGCAGUGCGAUAAGGCUGAUGUGGUGGCGCUUCGCUUGCUUGUUAAGCAUACUAGACAGCAUGUGGAGGAGAACUCUACCUCUGAUCAUGCAGGGUAUGUUGAGGAUUUGCUGGGGCAUGUAAAGCCACGAGAGAAUGUGUAG